This is a messenger RNA of Paramisgurnus dabryanus, 988 nucleotides long. It is a transcript of the gene msmp1, whose product is annotated as microseminoprotein, prostate associated 1. Lineage: Eukaryota; Metazoa; Chordata; Actinopteri; Cypriniformes; Cobitidae. The record is from RefSeq and is a predicted model, not a curated record. Gene Ontology annotation, cellular component: cytoplasm.
AUGGUCAUUCAUAUCUCAUCUGCCCCAAUUUUUCUUUCUUUGCUUUCACCCCUACAAGCUCUCUUCUCCACCUCUCUUAGUCAUCCCAGGAUGUGUCAGAAUUUCUAUAGUUUUUCAGGGUCAUGCCCAGUGGAGCGGAGAAUGGCAAUCACCGGAGAGAAAGAACAAGUGAUGCCAAGCCACAGCUUUUUCCUUUACACCCCCCCCAAAAAGCUAACCUGCCCCCACCCCAGAGACACACCUUAGGUAGGGGGUAAACCACUCCUCUCACCGUGUGCUCAUGGACGCAAGAGGGGGUAUAUAUGGAGGUACGAAAACGGAGAUUCAGACAGCGACUCGACAACAGAGAUGGAUACCAUGGUGAGACGCGGCACAAUGAUGAUCCUCAUCAGCUCUUUGGUCUGGACGACAUGUUCGGCAGCACCAAUGCAGUGCCACUUCAACUCUCAAGCUCUGUGUGAGUAUGAAGGGAAGCAGUACUCAAUGGGAGACAGCUGGAUGGAGCAGGGCUGUUUGCAGUGCACCUGCCUGCACCCAGUGGGUGUGGGAUGCUGUGAGACUGUGCAUCGGCCUGUGGACUUUCCUCCUUGGUGUGAAGUCCGAGUUGAAACCUUGACCUGUCAGGUCACUCUGGUGUUGGCAUCUGAUCCUCGUCUGCCAUGCAUCCCUGGAGAAGAUACCAACAAUCUCCCGAGACAUGGGACCAUCAACAUGAAACUAGCAGGUUAGCAUGGAGGGAAGCGUUAAAUCACCUGCCUGUCAGCUGUCAUUUGAAUUACUCUUAGCAACUGUAUUCACAAAACAUAACCAUAUAAGCUGCUCAAAUGUUGCAUUUUAACAAAAGCAAAGAUGUGGUAUGAUAGGUAAAGAUCCCUGUAUUGAUUUUUUUUCUGAAUUAUGGAAAGUAUCAGUGUAAGCAUGUUAUUCAAGUUAGUACCAACAGUCAUUAACACCGCAUGUCCUGUUGUUUUAAAUUUUCAUCUGAAUU